Molecule: messenger RNA, 1289 nt
Organism: Vicugna pacos (alpaca)
Lineage: Eukaryota; Metazoa; Chordata; Mammalia; Artiodactyla; Camelidae
Gene: DRGX
Product: dorsal root ganglia homeobox
Biological process (GO): regulation of transcription by RNA polymerase II
Molecular function (GO): DNA-binding transcription factor activity, RNA polymerase II-specific; RNA polymerase II transcription regulatory region sequence-specific DNA binding
Source: RefSeq, a predicted model, not a curated record
AGCGGCUCCGGACCCACACACCGAGCCCUGCGCGCCCGGCCUUGGGGCUGGGCUGCCUUCCCGGCCCGGGCUGUCUUUCGCGGAGAUCGCCUGGCGCGCUCGCCGGACUACUCGGCUGCGGUGGCCUGGGUGCAGGGCUUGCGGCGGGGACUCCUGAGAGCUGGGAACCAGACUGCGUGGGUUUGGUGUUGGGGCGGAGGUUGGGGGACGACUGUCAGGGUGGUAGACCCGAACCGAAGUGUUGUCCCACUGGGGCCCUGGUUUGCGAUGGCGCUGCCACCUCCCACCCGGUCCCCAAAGUGAGCUGAAGGCUUUGGGAGGGGAUCUUCCAGGAAGGGAGCGCCCGGGGCGCUCCAGGGCCGGUCCGGGGCCAAGGCUGAGGGAGACUUAGGCUCUGCCGCUGUUUGCUUUGCAGCCAGGCCAGAUCUACGCACGCCUUGUGGGUCCCGCGGUUACCCUCCCGAGUCCUGGCUGCCCAGCCCAUCCGGCCGUCGGAGAUGUUUUAUUUCCACUGUCCGCCACAGCUAGAGGGCACCGCUCCCUUUGGUAACCACUCUACGGGAGAUUUCGACGAUGGGUUUCUACGGAGAAAACAGCGCCGGAACCGGACCACGUUCACUCUCCAGCAGCUGGAAGCUCUCGAGGCAGUUUUUGCCCAAACACACUACCCCGAUGUCUUCACCAGAGAAGAGCUAGCCAUGAAAAUAAACCUCACAGAAGCCAGAGUGCAGGUUUGGUUCCAGAACCGAAGGGCCAAAUGGAGGAAAACAGAGAGAGGGGCCUCUGACCAGGAGCCAGGAGCCAAGGAGCCCAUGGCAGAGGUGACGCCCCCGCCCGCAAGAAACAUCAACUCCCCACCCCCUGGGGACCAGGCCCGGAGCAAGAAGGAGGCCCUGGAGGCCCAGCAGAGCCUCGGGCGAACUGUGGGUCCCACAGGGCCUUUCUUCCCCUCUUGCUUGCCGGGGACCCUCCUGAACACAGCCACGUAUGCCCAGGCCCUGUCACAUGUCGCCUCCCUGAAAGGGGGCCCACUGUGCUCUUGCUGCGUCCCAGACCCCAUGGGGCUCUCUUUCCUCCCCACCUACGGCUGCCAGAGUAACCGCACGGCCAGCGUGGCCGCCCUGCGCAUGAAGGCCCGCGAGCACUCGGAGGCUGUCCUGCAGUCGGCCAACCUCCUGCCAUCGGCCAGCAGCAGCCCCAGCCCCGCGGCCAAGCCGGCGCCUCCGGACAGCAGCCAGGACAAGACCCCUCCCAGCAAGGAACAGAGCGAGGGUGAAAAGAGUGUAUGA